This is a messenger RNA of Danaus plexippus (monarch butterfly), 3580 nucleotides long. RefSeq names its product mucin-2-like. The transcript has 11 exons. The record is from RefSeq and is a predicted model, not a curated record. Bases 193 to 2922 code for a protein of 909 amino acids. NCBI's taxonomy places the organism in Eukaryota, Metazoa, Arthropoda, Insecta, Lepidoptera, Nymphalidae.
GUCAGUUUGGUGACGGUGGGUUUGAGUGCGUGCUGGCUCGGCUAUAAGUAAGAGGUGCGCACGAGGCGACGAGGUUAGUCGCCGUUCGGUAUCGCGUCGCCAGCGGUGUUACCUCCCCGACCGCCAGAGUACGCCGGGUCGCGCACGCACGACUCACGCAAAGCGCGCUCCCUGUUGCUAAACAACGUCAACAUGGAUUCCAAAAUAGCUAUAUGUUUACUUUUCUGUAUCUUCUAUACGGUCUGUGGGGAGGUAGAUAUUAUUACAGAACCACGACCUGGAGAAGAGUAUGUCUUGGUGAGUUCAGGCCAUCAGACUCCUUUGAGAAACUUCGAAACUUCUCACAAAAUACCCGAAAAACACCCAAAUCAUAGAUUCUCGAAACCAGAAGAUGGAGAAAUAAAAAUAUUUAAAAAGUUAAAUAGUAGCAAGUUAAAACAUCCAGUGGAAGGAAUUAUAUCCAUCGAAGAAGAUAAAAAGGCUUUAUUGAAAAAAGGACAAAAAAUUAAGGCUUCAGAGUCCAUAGAGGUCGAUAUUCCUACAUCAAAGUUGGAAGACUUUAAAAUAAAGGAAAAUCUAAAAAGCAAGGACAUUAAUCCUAAAAUGGCAGUUGCUUUAGAAGCUAUGUCAGAAUCGGGAAAGUUAAAGAAUAAGGAUGGCAUAACCACACAAAAACCCAUAUUAACAACAUCAGCUCAAGGUUCAACGAAAGCGUACGAUUAUAUUCCUGUAAAUUUUGAUAGUAUUGACGAUAUAAAUAGUGGUUUAUUGUCUUCAAAUGUUAAAUUGGAAACAGCUGGUUCCGAACAAAAACAGCACUCGAGAAUUCAAGUGAAAAAGGGACCAAAUGGACAAGAUUAUGAAUAUGAGUAUAUAUAUUAUUAUUACGAUGAAGAAGAGGAAGCUAAAAAAGAAAGCAAAGAAAAGCCUGUAAGUACUACUACAAUGUCAACUACAACAACCACAACAACAUCAGCGCCAGUUUCUAAUUUGAACGAUGCCUAUGAAAAACAAGAUCACGAAAAUAAAAUAUUUAGGGAGUCUAAGUCCAGAGCAAAAUAUACUACCCUAGACAGAUCUAGUGCCACCACGGCGGCUACUCCAGAAGUGCAUAAUGAAAUACUACCAACUGUUGGAAGAACCCGUGGCAGAGGUCGUAAUAUUGCCCCAGCGCCAGUCGAAGAAGAAUCACAAGAAGAAAGGCUGCCGUCAAGUACACGUUUUCCUCCUCGUGGACGUAGUUUUACUGCUGCAAGUUCUACUACUUAUGUCCCUGAAGUAAAAUCCGAGUCACGGCGACAACGUGGUCGGUCUCAGGUUGAUACUGUGCCUAAUGUAUCGGUUAGUCCCAAUCGAAGCAGAAUGCGUGCUCAAAUCAGGCGUCCAAGCUCUGAUUUAGUUGACCUUGAUAGUUUUAAAGUUCAUUCCGGAGACAUCCCUUUGGCAUACAAACGACCACCGUCAAGGUAUUCAUCAGAAAGCAAAACCACAACAGAAUUCGUUGAAGCUGUCCCAACUGCUAAAGAGCCUUCGCCUGUUAAAGAAUUACAAUCAGAAAAUCAUAGUCCUUUAAAAAAUGUCAAGUUCGAAGAAAUCGUUGAUGAUUCAAAAUUGCCAUCGGAUUACCAGCAAACCACUGUGUCUGAGCAAGAUACUACUGAAUAUACAACAAUGACAGCUAUGGAAAAAGUGGCGUUAGACUUAUACGCCUACUUGGCUGGAGAGAACUUAAAUAACGAAAUUAGCCCAUCUAAUGACUUGAUACGCCCAGAUGAAAGUACGACGGUUGAUGACGACGGUUGGACAACUGAACAAGUUAGCACUACUGAAGAAGAGACAACCCCAACAACAACUACAACUACUACUACUACCACAACUACUACCACUACAACGACCCCCGAGCCUACCACGACUUCAACCGCUGCUCCUACUCGUGCUUCAAGAUUUAAAGGACGCGCUAGACCUCGUGUAUCUGCUUCAACCAGUGCCGCCACGGAAGCCCCACAAGAAACGUCUACUAGAGUAAGAGGUCGAUUCGGUAAGCCUAAUGGAACUCGAAAGACCACAGCUGCUGUCGUUGAAUCAUCGUCCCCAGUCUCCCCAGUUGAGAAACCAGCGCCGAAGCCGUUCGGUCGUCGUGGACUGUUUGGAGGUCGCACGCGUCCAAGUUCGACUACCGCCCCACCAAGUGAAGAAGCCAGCAGUGUGGCUAGUGAGGCACCAGUCACCAGAAGCCGUCUACGCCCUGGAUUGAGAAGGUUGCCAUCGACCAGUGCAGCACCAUCAUCCACAGAAGCACCGGAUACUUCAGCUCCUAGUGGUAGUAUUAGUACUGCUGCUGUUGAUGCUGAAACUACACCAAGACCCUCUAGAACCAUCGGUCGCAAACCUGGUUUGAAACCGGUUGCUCUACGUCCAGGCCCUAGACUAGGAAUUAAGCCCAUUUUAAGAGGGAGACCCGGUUCCUCUAGCGUGGCGCCUAUAGAGACCUCUGAGGCCCCAGCAGAAAUACCCGCUUCCGAAGCCCCAGUAACAGAAGCUGAACCAGAGUUGUCAUCACCUGCUCCGGUACAAGAACAACCACGCGGGCUCUUAAAGAAUCGCAACCGUGUACAAGUGCAACCUUCUCCCAAACCAAGAGCAGUGGCAUCACCACUACCACGACGACCUAACCCGCUUCUUAAGAAGAGACUGCCUUCCACAGAGGCUACAACGGAAGCUCCUAAAAAAUCUACUGAAGCCAUCGAAGAGAGCACCAGCGUGGAAAACGGAGAAGCUGAGGAAGAGACUGAAGCCCCCAUACCAGAGACGACAGCGGCCCCACCCCUCAGGGGUCUUGACGCGCUGAUCGCAAGAAGACGUGCAGCCGGCGUUGGAGGCCGUCCUCUUCGUCCCGUUCGACGUGCCGGCGUCCCCAAAUAAUUUUUCUAAACAAUAGUGCCAGAUAUACACUAGUCUGAUGCGACAGCGACAGAACUAUAUCACCUAAUGUUCUUAAUAGUAUGUAUUAAAUAAUAAUACAUAUUGAAUAUAUGAAACCGACAAUCCUCGUCGACUACAACAUAACUCGACAGACUAGUGUAUUUCUACUAUAAUACUCGUACAUUUAUGAUGGCGUUUCUCGUAAAUUCCGAGCAAAGUGAUAUUAUAUACUAUCUGUUCGAGUAAACGUCUAUCAUAAAUGUUAGUCAAAUUAUUCCCCUACUUAGAUGUUACUCUAAUUCUCAGUAUAUCAGUAAUAGUCGUACGAUACCUAUAAAUUGAUAUUAUAUAUUUUAUAUUUAACUGUUUAUGGUGUUCUCAACACUUAAUCUUUUCAAUUUAUAAUUUUCAUUCAUAACCUUAACAUUUGUGUAAUGUACAUAUUAGUAAUAGAUGUUAUUUUUUGUAAGCAUGUAUUCAGGAUUAUCUUCUGGUAGCCUCGUCCAUGGCUUUAGUUAUCUUAUAAACCAAAAUAAUAACAUUCAAAAUCCAUUGUAGGUGGAAAUAUCCUUAUCGCCAAAGUGCCUAGAGAUACCCAUAAGAUAAGCGACGUGGACGCUAUCUUUGUUAAGCCUUCAUAUAGAUAUUCUUAAAUUUG